Triticum turgidum subsp. durum (durum wheat) is the source of this 801-nucleotide messenger RNA. The record is from the annotation of a GenBank genome assembly. NCBI's taxonomy places the organism in Eukaryota, Viridiplantae, Streptophyta, Magnoliopsida, Poales, Poaceae.
AUGGCUGCCCGCACCACCGUCCCCUUGCUCCCGGAGGGGGCGACGGCGUUGCGGAUUCCCACCGACCGCCCGGCCUUCUACGACGUCUUCAAGGGCUACGAUGUCCUCCCGGCCGCCGCCGCCGUCCGCCUGGCCGUCCCGCCGUCGCAGACGCCCCGGUCCCGUCCGGAGCUCGCGUACGUUACGCUGCGCCGCAGCCCGGAGGAGGUGCUCUACGCGAAGCGCUUCGCGUACGCGUACAUCACCCCGGGGACGGGGACGGACCCGGUGCCCCUCAUCCGCCGCGUCUUCCGCGCCCUGGCCCCCGACCUGCCGCACACCUUGGAGGUGUUCCCGACCUGCGGGUACGGCGACGCCACGCUCCGCUUCGGCACGCCCGCCGAGCGGGAGGCGGCCAUGCGCAGGCAGCCGUUCGAGGUCGACGGCGUCACGGUGAAGCUCCUGCGGGAUACCGAGAGCGUCCCCAACGUCCCCGUCCCCGAGACCGACUGCAUGGCCCACGUCGCCCUGCACGACUACCCCGUGGAGCAGCGGACCGCCGAGGACAUCGAGGACAACUGCCGGCGCUUCGGGUUCCUGCGCGAGAUCGACCCGGCCUGCUUCACGGCGCCCGACCUCUCCACGGUCCGCGUCGUCCUUGAGCUGGGGCACCCUCGAGAGAUCCCGCGCGAGCUCCGGAUCGCCUACAUGUUUGACGACUCCUCCAGCGUCGUCCCCGUCCAGAUCGUCAAGGUCUGGAACUGCGCGCAUUCCUACGACGCCCGGGGACGCUACGUGCGUCUCUUCCACGCCCCGGCCUGA